AUGCCGGAGGUCCUCCGGGCACCACCGAUUCCGUGGCGGGCGGACCUAGACGACUGCUGCUACUUUGACGAAGUUCGUUUUGUGAACUGUCCUCACCCUAUCACGUUCUUCACGCACCAGCCAGAGCCGGAGAAUGUCAAGGCGUACAGCCAUCACGAUAAUAAUGCCGCUACGCCUUGUGGUAUGUCCGUGCCACUCGGCGGGAUUACAUACGAGCGCACCAUUAAGCUCGCGCUGAUGCGCGGCCGGGCCGACUGGUGCUACUGGGAACUUAGCCUUAUACUCAGAAGCCGAGACGGCAACUGGCUCGCGAGCCUACCGCGCACCGACGCUGCGGCUCUUGUUGGCCUCAAUUCGGUAGCUGGAGUUAUCGGGUGGAUACACCCAGAACGAGAUUCCAUCAAGAACUCAGUCAUGUUUUACGCAAAGACGCACUACCAGCCGUGGCUCAAGCCUUCCGAUCUCGAGUCUCACAGACACGAACAACCGUCAUAUACACCUUCACCUCUAGGCCCGGCCCAUGACGAGGAGAUGCGCCGACUGGUAAAUGGUGCUAUCGAGAGUUUAAUUCGAGGAGGCGAUUGA
Molecule: messenger RNA, 585 nt
Organism: Lasiosphaeria miniovina
Lineage: Eukaryota; Fungi; Ascomycota; Sordariomycetes; Sordariales; Lasiosphaeriaceae
Exons: 2
Coding region: 1-585 (194 amino acids)
Source: RefSeq, a predicted model, not a curated record